AUGGUCGGAGCCCCGCCGCCCAAGGAGCACAACACCAGCAAAGUUCCAGCCUGGGAGGAUGCACAGGAGUUGGUUGCACUCGACCGCCUGCGGUUUCAGCAUUUGCACCGAGUGCUCUAUGCCCACAGGCAGCGAGUUGAAAAUGCAAACUCCUAUUAUGACGUCUUCGAGACGGAAAGGCAGACCGGCGUGUUGCUCGCCCGCUCAGAGGCCAUGCGGAUCUCCAGGGCAAGGCGGAAGGAAGAGGAAACCGACAGUCUCAAUCGCGACAAUCAGCGAUUGGUCGAACGGCUGGGCGCUGUGAUGCGUGAGUCCGAGGGCCGACGGCGACAAAUACUGGCGCCCAAGCCGCCGAGCUCUGCCCCAGCAGGUUCCUUGAACUUGACGUUGCGGCGCAAGGCUGCCCGACAAAUUGACAAGGACAACAAAGUCCUGCUAGACAGACUGGUUCGCAUUGGGCCAACAGUCAGCGGGCGUGCCGAACUUGCAUCUCGAUAUGAGGUCUACACAACACUUGUGAACAGGCACUCCAGGCUUCGACGCACAGUCAGCAAGGCAGACGUUUUCAGGACACCGCCGCCGCCCAUCAGGCAGCCUCGCUUUCGAAAGCCAAAGCGAGCUACAGCAGAGGCGCCACUGCUACCCCUUCCAGCCGUCGUCAAAUCCGCCAAGGAGGAGCCAGCUCCUGAUGCACGGCCGGAAACUCCGGAGCCGCUGCACAGCGCGCGGAAGGCGGCGCAGAAAGAAGUGGAACUCGUGGGUCAGCAUGUGUUGAACAGACUUGCUCCCGAAGAUCUGGACGGCCAUGCUGAUGCUUCAGGCACCCAGAAGACCCGCGCAGACACGCUGGGAAGCGGCACAUACUCUGAGUAUGACUUCGACAGCGAGGACGCAGAUGCCCGGAGCGGAACACCGGAGCCAAAGCGAUCUGCCAAGCAGGCGGCCCAGAACGAGCUGGAGCUGGUCGAGAAGAAGGUGCUUCAAAAGAUCCACUCGGAAGGAGCUGUCGGCGAGGUCGUCGCAAGCGGUGCAGCCGCAGCCGGCGCCGCCGUCGCAGAUACAGGCGCAUCAUUCAACGCUGGCGGAACAUACUCAGACUUCGAAGGAAGCGAUGGCGAGGCGCGCGCCGCCGCAGAAUCGCAGGGAGAGGACUCUGAGUAUGAGGAUGAUUGCGAAGCAGAGGAUGCCUACAGUGAUACUUUCGAGGUUGAAGAUGCAGAUGAAGAGGCUGAAGACGCUGAGAGUGAGGCUAACAGCCCCCCUGACAACAUUGCCGGUAACAUCAUCGGCAACAUCGUUGGUAGCGUUUCAGCUGCGGCCGAUCCCCAAGAGACAGGCCCCGCAACAGGCCACGCGAUCAGCGAGCCUUCGGACUCCGCCAGCCGGUACUCAGAGCCGGAAGAGGCUCCGAUUGCCGAGGCCGAGGAGCCCGAGUCCGAAUACUCGGAGAAUCUCGAGGCAGAGGCAGAGGUCUCCGAGUCCGACAGGGACAGGCCCGACAGGCAGGAUGGAGGCGGUCGCUACUACACCCCCAGCGACGCAUCUGAUCCGGAUGCUGGCGUCGAUGUGCGUCAGAGCUCCAUCGCUAGUUAUGAUGACGACGGCAUUCUCGACGAGGACUCAGGUGAGUCCCUGCAUCCACCAGGAAGAUCUGAUUGA
Molecule: messenger RNA, 1659 nt
Organism: Symbiodinium sp. CCMP2456
Lineage: Eukaryota; Dinophyceae; Suessiales; Symbiodiniaceae
Source: the annotation of a GenBank genome assembly